Mercurialis annua (annual mercury) is the source of this 366-nucleotide messenger RNA. RefSeq lists its product as uncharacterized. The transcript has 2 exons. The coding region runs from base 1 to 366 and encodes 121 amino acids. Lineage: Eukaryota; Viridiplantae; Streptophyta; Magnoliopsida; Malpighiales; Euphorbiaceae. The record is from RefSeq and is a predicted model, not a curated record.
AUGGCACGGGCAGCAGAUGCUAUGGCAGCGAAUGCGGAUGCGAAAUACGAUGCAGCGGGUGCGGAAUAUGAGGCAGCGGACGCACAAAAACAGGGGCAGCAGGUGCAAAAUACGAGGCAGCGAACGCGCAAAAACCGGGGUAGCGGCUUACAUGACUGCUGGACACCGGAGGCGGAGGAGAACGACCGAAGGCGGAGAAGGGGGCGGCGGCAGAAUGGAGAAGAAGGGGGUGAAGGAGGAAACAAAAAAAUAGGGACAGGGGGAAAGGAGGAAGUGAAUGGCACGGCGCACGGCGGUCGGAGAAUGGGGGGAAGGGGUGUGAACGGCGGCGGUCGUAGAAUGGUGGAAAAGGGGGAAGAAGAUUAG